UGUUUAAGUAAACAAAGUUGUGAAAAAAAACAAAAAAAAUGAAUAGUAUUUGCCAUGGCAAGCCUAAACUGCUGAAAACAAACUUUGCUGGGGGGCUAAGGCAGCCACCAUUCACGUAAAUAAUAACUACCCUAGAGCUUUCCUUGCCAUGACAAGAGGCUAACUGCUGGAAAUACUCUUACACCAUUACAAUGAAGAUGUUCUGCGACUAGAUCAAGUAUUUUAUUUCUUCCCCGCACAAAAAUUGACAAGGAUCAAUAAUCCAUCCACCUAAAGCCAAAAAAACCCACAAGUACCAUUCCCGCCACGUCAACCCACGCAACCCGGGCCCCACCACCUUCCCAGUUGACCACAAAGCACCCGAGAGUUGCAGUACAACAAACCGUCUCCCCCAGUCGUGCCUGUCCUUUCGUUACGGCCGUACGCAGACGAACCCGUUUGCUUUUCUCCGUAACGGAAAUACGGAAUCCAUUAAUUUAAUCACUUCCACUUAAUCAUUGAUUAUCUCCCUAAUUAAUUCUCCCCCACAAAACAAAACAAAAAAAAUCUUCAAGUUGUAAACUACACCAAGUGAUUCAAACCUCUGGGGAAGGUCGUUUCUCUUCCCCUCUCUCUCUACCUUCUCUCCUCCUCCCAUAUUUUUAAUUUCUUCAUCCCCCAUCAGAAUUUCGUUAUCAGUUUCUCAGCAAUGGCGUCACUUCUCUCCACCACCACGCAAACCCCUGCAAACCACACAAAUAUUGCACAAGGCCUGUAUGCUGACCAGGUUCUUCUUCUUUCCUUCUCCGAGCUCCUGGCCAACAUGGACUUAACGUGGAUGGCGGAUUUUCUCAAGGGCAUGGUGAAGCCGCUAGCCGCGACGGUGGUGGUGCUGUUGGCGGUGGCCUUGUCCUUCAUGCAGAAGCUGGGUUUGGGUGGAGAGAUGAUUUACUCCAUUGCUAGGGCCUUUGUCCAGCUCUCCAUUAUUGGGUUCGUUCUGCAGUUCAUUUUCACUCGGGACAAUGCUGCUUGGAUCAUUCUGGCUUACCUUUUCAUGGUAACUGUGGCUGGUUACACAGCAGGCCAAAGGGCUAAGCAUGUCCCUAGAGGGAAGUAUGUUGCUGGGGCUUCCAUAUUGGCUGGAACCUCAGUCACAAUGCUCCUGCUUGUUUUGCUCAGAGUCUUCCCAUUCACUCCAAGAUACAUCAUCCCUGUUGCAGGAAUGAUGGUAGGAAAUUCAAUGACAGUAACCGGGGUUACAAUGAAAAGACUUCGCGACGAUAUUCGAACUCAAAUGAAUCUGGUAGAGACAGCAUUGGCUCUCGGGGCCACCCCGCGCCAAGCAACACUUCAGCAGGUGAAGAGAGCUUUGGUGAUUUCCCUGUCUCCGGUUCUGGACAAUGCGAAAACCGUGGGUCUCAUCUCGCUUCCCGGUGCCAUGACGGGGCUUAUAAUGGGAGGAGCUUCUCCUCUGGAGGCCAUUCAGCUACAGAUAGUUGUGAUGAACUUUCUCAUUGGUGCAUCUACAGUUAGCAGCAUCUUGUCAACAUAUCUGUGUUGGCCUGCCUUCUUUACUAAAGCUUAUCAGUUAGAGACCAAGGUCUUCUCCUCAGAAUGAGGAUUUUAUAGUGCCCUUAAUUACAAAAUACUGAUUGAAAAAUGCACAAAAUUAGGCCUCCCAAGGCACACUUGAGGGUCUAGUAGCUAUGUAGUGUAGCCAUAUUUGAAGUGUUAGAUUGUACAAUGUCUAUCAAUCGGUCACUCUGUUUCUCUCGGUGACAAAAAUAUGCAUCCGUGAUGUUGUUUAAUUAUUUUGGGCCAUAAUAAACAUAUACUUGGAAAAA
Molecule: messenger RNA, 1823 nt
Organism: Prunus persica (peach)
Lineage: Eukaryota; Viridiplantae; Streptophyta; Magnoliopsida; Rosales; Rosaceae
Product: protein ALUMINUM SENSITIVE 3
Exons: 3
Coding region: 689-1597 (302 amino acids)
Biological process (GO): response to aluminum ion
Source: RefSeq, a predicted model, not a curated record